Messenger RNA from Ramularia collo-cygni, 1293 nucleotides. RefSeq lists its product as uncharacterized. The transcript has a single exon. The coding region runs from base 1 to 1293 and encodes 430 amino acids. The record is from RefSeq and is a predicted model, not a curated record. NCBI's taxonomy places the organism in Eukaryota, Fungi, Ascomycota, Dothideomycetes, Mycosphaerellales, Mycosphaerellaceae.
AUGGCCAAGGCCAAGAACAGGUAUACUUCCAUGGCUGGGUUCAAGAUCAACUUGCCACCACGCUUGAGCUUCAUCGAAUCGACCUCGCCCUUGUCUCCAAUCACUCCACCAUGGGCAGCUAAGCCGACAACGCCCGAUGGUGGUAGUGAGACACCAACAACGCCGAGAUCAGCCAGGAAUCGACGACACGCAGGACAGAGUCUGCUUCCUCAGAUCUCGGAGAGUGAAGAUGGUGGUGGCGAGCAAGGCGCAACCGGGGUCGAUAUCGAUCAAACAUCACCAAGCAAAUCAAAAGCCAACCCCGGAGGCACUACAUCCAGAGAUGAGCGUUCGCCCUCCCCAGGGACGGUGGCGCCGGUGGCGACGCAGAUACAGCUGAGAAAUGGGUCCAUCGURACACUCACACCGCCUGAGCUUACCGCGUGGCAGCCCACGAUAUAUCUACAUGGUCCCAUCAAGCUGCCGAAGCCGACAAUCAUGCCCCGAAAGAAUUCCGUCGCGACCUYGGAUCCGUUCCAGGAUGCUAUUGAGAGAUUGUACCAGAGUACUCUGACCAUUCCUCGGCGACGGAGCGAUGAUGCCGUGGUGGAUGAUAUCUGCGAAUACUUUGACGCCUUCGGCUUCGRUUUGAUCAGCUUCGCGGGCGACGACUUUUCGUACACGGACUUUGGAGUUGGGGAAGUGAGAGACAUUCAUCUCGAUGCCGAGAAGUUCACCACACCCCCGACGGAGCCAGCCCUGGUCCCCCCAGCGGAAGCAAAGAUUUCAAACGAGACGCUCGAACGGAGGCUGAGCUCUCUGUCAUCCUCUCUGCAAGCACCGCCGGUGGAGAACGAAGAGACGCUCCGGGCACGAGGCAUCGCCCGGUUGUCGCGCAAUUCUGCGGGAACCACGCCAGACGAGGGCAAAGCGGGGAGGAAAGAAUCCAUCACGCUCAGCAAGCCACAGACGUCGGCGGUGCUUCCACUACUACCAGCUCCCGAAACCAGCAUGCUGGAUGCUGUUCUCCAGCCCGCACAGCGAGAUGGGAGYUACAACGCAAGCGGGUCCAGCCAGCGCCGCCCAGAGGCCACGAAUGCGUUGCUCAAUCGCAAUGUGAGUCUGCACAUGACCAGAUCUUCCAGCAGUGGCGUGCAGGGUGGGAGAGACGACGGCGUGGAGGAGAUGAUGAGUGCGGCCACGACCUGGUCGGGAAAUGCGAGGCCUGUUGUCGCUGUUGCCGUUGCUGCAAGCAAAGAGCCCAAGCUGUCGAGAAUGCGCCGGCUUGUCGCCACGGCGUCGUCCAUUCUGUAA